Molecule: messenger RNA, 1002 nt
Organism: Adineta steineri
Lineage: Eukaryota; Metazoa; Rotifera; Eurotatoria; Adinetida; Adinetidae
Source: the annotation of a GenBank genome assembly
AUGGGAGAAUUAUGUAUUGGUACACCUCCACAAUGCUUCAAUGUUGAUUUUGAUACAGGUAGUUCAGAUCUGUGGGUACCAUCGAUGACUUGCAACAGUAUUGGAUGUAAUAAUUUUAUCCAUCGCUUUGAUGCAUCAAAAUCAUCAACAUAUAAGAAUCCAGCAAAUAAAACAAUGUUUGAGAUAACCUAUGGGGAUGCAAGUAGUGUAUCAGGUUAUAUUGGUAUAGAUACUGUUUCAAUAAACGGUUUAGCUAUUAAAAAUCAACGUUUCGCUCAAAUCACCUCAGCACGGGUUCUCGAUAUUUACACAGCUGGUCAUGCGGAUGGCAUAUGUGGUCUUGGUUUUAAAUCUAUUUCUAAGGGUCAUAUGCUACCACUUGUUUUUAUGCUUUGGUAUCAAGAUUUAAUUGAUCAACCAAUCGUUUCAUUUUGGCUCGACCCACAUCCAGAACAUAAACGAGGUGGAGAGAUCAUGUUUGGUGGUGUCGAUCCUAAAUACUUCGAGGGUGAUAUGAUCUUUGUCAAUGUUACACAGCAACAAAAUUUAACAUGGCAAAUUCGAUUAGACGGAAUCUAUGCGGGUAAUUUGAACUUGUGUGAAGGUGGUUGUGAAGCACUCAUUGAUUCUGGUACAUCAUAUAUUUUGGGAUCGUAUACUGGCAUUAGACGUUUUCAAGAGUUAGUUCCUGAUCUCAGUGUAACGUCACCUUUCAGUACAGGCACUGUCGACUGUUCACAUGCAUCGUCUUUACCCAAUUUAACCUUUGUCAUCGGUGACGAACGACUAACCCUGAUAAGUACACAAUAUGUUCACUCAGUAGAAGAUCCAUCAAAUGAUAAAAUUGUUUGUUUUCCUGCUCUUCAUGCUAUGGAUAUGUAUGCCGAGAACGGCAAUCCUUUAUGGAUACUUGGCGACACAUUUAUGGGCCAUUAUUAUACUAGUUUCGACUUGCGUAAACGACGAAUUGGCUUUGCUAAAUCAAUAUCAAUAUCUAAAUAA